Balaenoptera acutorostrata (minke whale) is the source of this 3563-nucleotide messenger RNA. It is a transcript of the gene SLC25A15, whose product is annotated as solute carrier family 25 member 15. The record is from RefSeq and is a predicted model, not a curated record. The transcript is spliced from 7 exons. Gene Ontology annotation, molecular function: L-ornithine transmembrane transporter activity. NCBI's taxonomy places the organism in Eukaryota, Metazoa, Chordata, Mammalia, Artiodactyla, Balaenopteridae. Gene Ontology annotation, biological process: mitochondrial L-ornithine transmembrane transport. The coding region runs from base 218 to 1123 and encodes 301 amino acids.
CCGCCCGCCGGCGGCAGUCCGGCGCGGGAGGCGGGGCGGAGGGCCGGCCGGUAGCCGACGUGGGUGUUAAGCGGCCGACCCCGCCGCCGAGCCAGAGUCCAGAGCGGGCGGCGGAGCGCGAGUAGGACGUGGCCAGUCUGCGCGGCGGGAUAUGCGGUGCCCAUCAUAAGCUCCUGAGAGUUGCCCUUCACGGAGCCCAGCAGAGGAGUGGGCAAACAUGAAAUCCAAUCCUGCCAUCCAAGCCGCCAUUGACCUCACGGCGGGGGCCGCAGGGGGCACAGCAUGUGUAUUCACCGGGCAGCCCUUCGACACCAUGAAAGUGAAGAUGCAGACGUUCCCCGACCUGUACAGGGGCCUCACCGACUGCUGCCUGAAGACCUACUACCAGGUGGGCUUCCGGGGCUUCUACAAGGGGACCAGCCCAGCGCUGAUUGCCAACAUCGCCGAGAACUCCGUCCUCUUCAUGUGCUACGGAUUCUGCCAGCAGGUGGUACGGAAAGUGGUUGGAUUGGAAAAGCAGGCGAAGCUGAGUGACCUGCAGAAUGCAGCUGCUGGUUCCUUUGCCUCUGCCUUUGCUGCUCUGGUCCUCUGCCCCACCGAGCUCGUGAAGUGCCGGCUGCAGACCAUGUAUGAAAUGGAGACGUCGGGAAAGAUAGCCAAAAGCCAGAACACGGUUUGGUCUGUCGUGAAGAGUAUCCUUAAGAAGGACGGCCCCUUGGGCUUCUACCAUGGACUCUCGAGCACUUUACUUCGAGAAGUACCGGGUUACUUCUUCUUCUUUGGUGGCUAUGAGCUGAGCCGAUCGUUUUUUGCAUCGGGGAGAUCAAAAGAUGAACUAGGCCCUGUCCCUUUGAUGUUAAGUGGUGGAUUUGGUGGAAUCUGCCUCUGGCUUGCUGUUUACCCAGUGGAUUGUAUCAAAUCCAGAAUUCAAGUUCUCUCCAUGUCUGGAAAACAGGCAGGAUUUAUUGGAACUUUUAUAAGCAUCGUGAAAAAUGAAGGAAUAACGGCCUUAUAUUCUGGACUGAAACCUACCAUGAUUCGCGCGUUCCCCGCCAAUGGGGCACUCUUUCUGGCCUAUGAGUACAGCCGGAGGUCGAUGAUGAGCCAGUUGGAAGCGCACUGAAGCGCUCUGGCGAGCCUUGACCCGAGCGAAGGUGUUUGAGGACUGCGGUUCUCAGGGUUUCAAAGACUACAAGACCAAUGUGGAAUUGUUUGAUUUUGUGGGAAUUUUUUUUGGUCUUCCAUUUUGCUACCUUAUACCUUAAACUUUAUAGAAGAGCUUCUCUUUUAUACUAUAUAAUUUCUGCCCAUAAUUGUAUUGAAAUGGAAAAGUUGCUGCUCUUGUCCUUGGUGGGACAUACAGGGUGGGCUGCUGGCCCUAGGUACCUAAUCUGAAAGGCUAAGUAGAGCUAUAUCAAGGGCUUUUGCAUAAACCUGUAUGUGUACAUGCAGUUUAGAUGGUUCUGUGUCGUGAGUGAAGCACAGUUUAGUUCCAUGUUUCAUCUCAGAUCUCACUAGAAAAAACCAGAAGUAACCAUGUUUCAUGAGGAUGGUCAUAAAUGCUUAAUCCAUUUUAAAUGUGGGUCUCUUUUAAAAUCUGCUUAGCACGUACCCUAUAAUAAGUGGUUAAAGUUUUUAAAAAGUUUUCCUGUGGUGCUUGAAAACUAAGGCGUCCAUCUCGAUUCUAAAGAGGAGAAAAUACCUGCAUACUGGUGUGGCUUCCGUGUUCUUGAUUUAAGUGUCAGGGUAAGCAUCCUGGAUUUUCCCAGGAUGCUCCUCUGUGGAAACAGUGCCAUCCAUCUUCUUCCAGGCGGGAUCACAUUCCACGCUCGGACACAUUGCUGGGUGUGGCCUGGAGCCUUUGGGAAGCAGCGCGGCCCUCGCCUGUACCAGCCCCUCCUCCUCUCCGCUGGGCUUGAGCUCAAGGAAGGGGCUGAGGGGAGGGGCCUGGGGUGCUUUGUGAAGACUGGCUGACAGCUGCCCUGAGCCUCUGCCUCUGUGUCCUGGCCUGGGCAGGAUUCCAGAGAAGUCUGUCGGACCAUCUAUGGGCUGCUGAUCCACUUUGGACCACGCCCUCCUUGCCUCUACUCCCUGGAAGGGCUUCCGAUUGGCAGGGUGCCAAAGCCAAGAGCGGCCCUGGCUCCGCGUCUGGGGCCAGAGUGGUGGUGCUUGUGGGCAAAGCGGUCUCCUUUCAGAGGGAACCAGAGUGUCGUGCUUGCGUGCCCCGUGAGUGGUGUCAGGGCUGACCCAGGCUGAAGUUUGUCUCGGGAUCCCUCCCUCCUUGCCAUGCUGGAGCCUUUAAUAUGGGGUACUGGCUGUCGUGAAUUUCAGUGAUGUGGUCUCUGGGGUGAGACUUAAUAAAUCAGUGAAGCAAAGGUAAUUUUAUUAAACUAUGUCGUAUGUAUGCACUAAUAACAAACCCCAGUUCAUCUGAUUCCCAUAGACUUGGGGUGGGCAGCUGUUCUCUGGCCGUCUGGUUUACGGGAGCCCUUGUCGUCACCAGUGAAGUAAGCCUCCUCAUCCUGUGCUGCUCCGAGACCACCCAGGCCUCUAAUAAAGAGUUGUUAAUCCGCCCCUGCGGCUGAUGUGUUAAUAAUGAUCCACAUUGGUAUGUCCGCCCCUGUCAGCAGGACGGAAGCAUUGUGUGAGACCUCCAGUUUCCACAAGUUUUUGUUCUCCCUGCAGCCUCGGUGGUGACUCCAGCCAGAAGCCAGAGAGGGUCGGGAAUGCCAGCUGCUGGCAGAAGUUUAGCGGAGGGGGGAUGCGGUGUUGUGCCCGAUGGGCUCCAGAGCUAUGCCUGCUCUUCCGUUUGCCUUUUCUUGAAAAGCAAUUUUUCUCCCUUACUUUUGUCCGUACUUAAAUGGUCAGUAGCUACUGAGUGGUGCUGCUUCUGAACAGGCCUGGAUUGAAGCAAAAAUAGCAAAUGGGACUGGCUUCCCCCAGGAAGUGACCUGCUCCAGAGCCCACCAGGCCCCUGUUGUCUAAGCCCUGUUGGCAGUAAGUCUUCUCACGUGUUGUCCUGUAAAGAUUUAACUGACUAUCUUCAACAGAAACUGUCUGAGGCAAGUUAAGAGUGAGUGGGAGUAAUGAAUGGAAACUUAAGACAGAGUUGGGUUUUUUUACAUUUCAUUCUAUUUGCUUAAUUCAUGGUUCAGUAUGUGGGUACAAUUUGUACCAUUUCAGAUCUGUACUCCAGACAAAAAUAGAGUAACUUGAAAUACUGUGUUUAAAGAAAUUCUCGUGUUCUCUCAUUAAAUUAUUUGCCUAAUAGUUGACUAUAUGAUUUAAGUACUUUAUGUGCUAAGAACCAACUGUCAGGAAUGUUUGAGUUAUGUAUGGUGAUAUUUCAAGGUGAUGGUUUUAUUGCAACAAGCAUUGUUUUUUUUGUCAGCAAGAUUCCUGAUGUAAAAUAACAACUACUGAUAUAAAUACAUAUUCUAUAUACACUGCAGUUAUGAAAUGUGGCCCACUAGAAUUUCUCUCCCUCCACCAGGCUGUGUAUGUGAUGUGACUGAUUUGGCAGGAUGCCAUUCUAUUUUUUAAAAUAAACUUCUUGCUAUCAA